UUAAAAAAAAAUUAUUUUUUCCUAUAAAUACAGAGUGAACAAACAACGGUUUCAGAGAUUCAGUUGUGGUGUUUUUGUCUAUCUACCUCCUCUCAAGAAAACUAAACCAAAUCUUCGGAGAAUUUCUCUCUCUCUCUCCAUCUGGUUUAUAAAUGGCUCGCAAGAAGAUCAGAGAGUACGAUUCCAAGAGAUUGUUGAAAGAACAUUUCAAGAGGAUCUCUGGCCGUGAUUUGCCGAUCAAAUCAGCUCAGAUUAAUGAAUCAACUGACUUCAAUGAGUUAGCAAACAAGGAGACUUGGCUUUCAUCUUCCAAACUGGUUGUAAAGCCUGACAUGUUAUUUGGAAAGCGUGGGAAAAGUGGUUUGGUUGCUUUGAAUCUCGAUUAUGCUCAAGUUGCUACUUUUGUCAAGGAGAGACUUGGCAAAGAGGUCGAGAUGGGUGGAUGCAAAGGACCCAUUACGACAUUCAUUGUUGAACCUUUCAUCCCUCACAAUGAGGAGUUUUACCUUAAUAUUGUCUCCGAAAGACUUGGAUCUAGCCUUAGCUUUUCCGAGUGUGGAGGAAUUGAUAUUGAGGAGAACUGGGAUAAGGUCAAAACUAUAUUUGUUCCAACUGGAGCAACUUUUACGUCAGAAGUAUGUGCUCCACUAGUUGCAACCCUUCCAUUGGAGAUCAAAGCAGAAAUUGAGGAGUUCAUUAAAUCUGUUUUCGCUCUAUUUCAAGAUUUGGACUUCACUUUCCUAGAGAUGAAUCCUUUUGCACUUGUUGAUGGAAAGCCAUAUCCUUUGGAUAUGAGAGGCGAGCUGGAUGACACUGCUGCUUUCAAGAAUUUCAAGAAGUGGGGCAACAUUGAAUUUCCGAUGCCAUUUGGAAGAGUCAUGAGUCCUACUGAAAGCUUUAUUCAUGGGUUAGAUGAAAAGACUAGCGCAUCAUUGAAAUUCACAGUUCUGAAUCCUAAGGGAAGAAUCUGGACUAUGGUAGCUGGAGGAGGUGCAAGUGUCAUAUAUGCAGACACGGUUGGAGAUCUUGGCUAUGCUAAUGAACUCGGAAACUAUGCUGAAUACAGCGGUGCACCCAACGAGGAGGAGGUACUGCAGUACGCAAGGGUUGUCAUUGAUUGUGCCACUGCUGACCCUGAUGGCCGCAAGAGAGCCCUGGUCGUUGGAGGUGGAAUAGCUAACUUUACUGAUGUUGCUGCCACAUUUAAUGGCAUAAUCAGAGCCUUCAAAGAGAAGGAAUCAAAACUUAAAGCAGCAAGAAUGCACAUUUAUGUGAGAAGAGGAGGCCCCAACUACCAGAGAGGUCUUGCGAAAAUGCGGGCACUCGGAGACGAAAUUGGCAUUCCUAUUGAGGUACUACUUAUAUUAUUACUAUCUAAUCUGCAUUCUGAAACAUUUUAUAAAGUGAACAUGCACAAGAACUCUGAAAUUUGUUAUUCUUUUUGUGUUGUGUUAUAGGUUUACGGGCCCGAAGCAACGAUGACUGGCAUAUGCAAAGAAGCAAUUCAGUGCAUCACUGCUGCUGCAUAAGCUUCUAAUUCUUAGGAUGUCUUCUUCCCUCUGUAUUCUUUCCACUACGUUUUUUAUUUCUUAAAUUUUUGUGUCGUUUUAACUUUCGUUGUACUGAAAACCUCAGAAGAAUCAAAAUGUAGUUUUUAUUAUAUCCAUGAGUCACCAUUAAUGGAGACCCCUGGAAUCGAUGUAUCUGUUUCACGAUAAUAAAGAUUUUUAAGUGGGAAUUGGUUAAUGUUA
Molecule: messenger RNA, 1751 nt
Organism: Cannabis sativa
Lineage: Eukaryota; Viridiplantae; Streptophyta; Magnoliopsida; Rosales; Cannabaceae
Product: ATP-citrate synthase alpha chain protein 1
Exons: 12
Coding region: 153-1457 (434 amino acids)
Biological process (GO): tricarboxylic acid cycle; succinyl-CoA metabolic process
Cellular component (GO): succinate-CoA ligase complex
Molecular function (GO): succinate-CoA ligase (ADP-forming) activity
Source: RefSeq, a predicted model, not a curated record